Elephantulus edwardii (Cape elephant shrew) is the source of this 7734-nucleotide messenger RNA. It is a transcript of the gene EPG5, whose product is annotated as ectopic P-granules autophagy protein 5 homolog (C. elegans). Lineage: Eukaryota; Metazoa; Chordata; Mammalia; Macroscelidea; Macroscelididae. Gene Ontology annotation, biological process: autophagosome maturation. Gene Ontology annotation, cellular component: cytoplasm. The record is from RefSeq and is a predicted model, not a curated record. Bases 1 to 7734 code for a protein of 2577 amino acids. The transcript is spliced from 44 exons.
AUGGCUGAAGCCGUGCGGCCCCCUCGCCGGGCCAAGGCCAAGGCCAGCCGGACUAAAAGCAAGGAAAAAAAGAAAUGUGAAACCCUUCGCAGGGAAGAACCCGAUGAAGUCUCUCUUCUAGAAUCUUCCAGAGAACAAGAGAUCCCUCCUCUAGCUUGUGAGCUCAGAGGAGACCCUCUGAAAGUGUUAACUGAUUCUCAGUUGCAGAAUGAUGCCAGUGAACCAAACGAGAGUGGAAUGUUUGAUAUACAGCUCACCUCCUUGACCCUGAGCAGUGCUGGGUCCCUGCCAUGUACCGCUGAGACUCUAAAGCAAAAGGCAGAGGAGAGAGCCUCUGCUGAGCAGGAAGAAGUCAAGCAGGCGGCUGACCCUGGAGACAUUGUUGCAACUAUAGUAGAAAACCCCGAGAACUUUCCAGAAGUGGAGGAAAAGAAAUUGGAGCAGUGUGGACCAUCAGAAAGCACACAGCAGUCCAAUUUUUCACCUCCUCAACUGGAAGUGGGAAGUUUACAGAGCAGAGACAUUCCUCAUAGGACAGAGGACAGACAAGCCCAGAGUGUUUCUUUACAGGUGCCACACACUGUGGGCAUGCAGUGUUCUUGUGAAGCCACGGACAUCUUUAAGCCCCCUAAAGUGAAAAAACUGUACCCCCCGUUGCCAGUUGAAAUGACCGUAGAAGAACCAGCCUUGGUGGCCAUGAAACCCUUAUUUCAUAGUCAGCGACUCUACCCUGAACUCCCAUCUGAACCUGAACUUGCCCCAUUUACUAAAGAGCAGCUCAAAGUCUUCGAGCCUGGUUCUUGGCUGGAAAACGUUGAGUCAUACCUGGAAGAAUUUGACAGCAUGGCCCAUCAGGACAGGCACAAGUUUUACGAGUUGCUUUUGAACUACUCGCGGUGUAGGAAGCAGCUGCUGCUGGCCGAAGCCGAGCUGCUCACUCUCACGGCUGAUUGCCAAAAUGCCAGAAGUCGACUCUGGCACUUUAAGGAGGAGCAAGUGUCUGCACAGGGCAUCUGUGCAGAUCAAGUGAAAGUUUCAGGUUACCACCGCUACCAGAGGGUAGAGAUGAAUGAAAACGCAUUGGGAGAUCUAAAGAAGCUCUUUGAUGCCAAAUCUGAGCACCUCCACCAGACCCUGGCUCUGCAUUCUUACACCUCUGUGCUCUCAAGGCUGCAAGUGGAGUCUUACCUCUAUGCACUGCUCAAAAAUUUGGCUGUGCUGAGCUCUGCAACAAAUCAGCAAGGGCCAGCAUCUAAACAAAUAGAAACUAUUCCCUCUGAUCUGUGUCAACUAAAGGAGUGCAUUAGUGUCUUAUUCACCUUCACCAGGAGAGUUAAUCAAGACACUCAGUUCCAUGAUGAUAUCCUUCUCUGGCUGCAGAAAUUGGUAGCAGUAUUACAAAGAUUUGGUUGCACUGGAGACCACAUCUUCCUUCUAAACCACAUUCUUCGAUGUCCCGCUGGUGUUAGUAAUUGGGCUGUCCCAUUCAUCCAGAUCAAGGUAUUGAAUAACCCAUCAGGGAUCUUUCACUUUAUGCAAUCCCUGGCCCUGCUCAUGUCUCCUGUCAAGAACCGAGCAGAGUUCAUGUGCCACAUGAAGCCCAGUGAGCGGAACCUGUCCUCCUCGGGGCCGGAUUCAGGGAACUGGACGCUGGUAGAUGAGGGAGGAGAAGAGGACGAAGACCCAGAAACUAGUUGGAUUCUCCUUAAUGAAGAUGACUUGGUUACCCUUUUAUCACAGUUUCCAUUUCAUGAACUCUUUCAGCAUCUUCUUGGGAUCAAGGCAAAAGGUGACUAUUUGCCUGAAACAACAAGACCUCAAGAGAUGAUGAAAAUUUUUGCUUUUGCCAAUUCGUUGGUGGAGCUUCUGGGUGUGGGGUUAGAGACCUUUAACAGAGCUCGCUACAGGCAGUUUGUGAAGCGCAUCGGUUACAUGAUCAGGAUGACCCUUGGUUAUGUGAGUGACCACUGGGCACAGUUUGUGAGCCACAAUCAAGGCCUGGGAUUGGCCCUGCAGCCCUAUUCCAUUGAGAAGCUCCAGGUUGAGUUUGAUGAACUCUUCCUGAGGGCUGUUCUACGUGUGCUGAAAGCAAAAAGACUUGGUAUUUGGUUGUUCAUGUCGGAAAUGCCCUUCGGGACGGUGUCUGUCCACAUGCUGUGGAAGCUCCUGUACCUCAUGCACCAGGUGGAGAGUGGGGACCUGGAGAAGCUGGGCACCUCCCUCCAGACCGCCCAGUGCAAGCGGCAGCUCCAAGACCCACAGCACUUUCUGAACGUCGAGAAGUGUCUUUCUUCCAUGAAUAGCUCAGAAGAAAUUUGCCUUCUGACAACAUUUGCACAGAUGGCUCAGGCCAGAAGAACCAACGUGGAUGAAGACUUCAUAAAAAUUAUUGUUCUGGAGAUAUAUGAGGUGUCGUACGUCAUAUUGUCCACCAGGGAGACUUUUUCUAAGGUUGGACGAGAACUUUUAGGAGCCAUCACAGCUGUACACCCCGAGAUCAUUUCUAUCCUGUUGGAGAGAGUGCAGGAGACCAUCGACCAGGUUGGAAUGGUUUCUUUAUACUUAUUUAAAGAAUUACCUUUGCACCUCUGGCGACCUUCUGCCUCUGAGAUAGCUGUGAUUCGGGAUUGGUUGCUAAACCAUGACCUGACCUCCGUGAAGAAUAAACUGGCCUGUGUUAUUCUGGAAGGACUGAACUGGGGAUUUGGUGAACAGGAUGUUCUUCAUCUGAAUCAAACAGUCCAUGCUGAAGUAGCUCUGAUGGUCCUUGAAGCUUACCAGAAGUACCUUGCACAGAAGCCAUAUGCAGGGCUGCUUUCUGAAAGUAUGAAGCAGGUUUCUUAUCUGGCCAGUAUUGUUCGCUAUGGAGAGACACCCGAGACCUCAUUUAACCAGUGGGCCUGGAACUUGAUCUUGAGGUUGAAACUGCAUAAAAAUGACUAUGGAAUACAACAGAAUUGCCCAACUGUUCCCUUCUCCAGCGUUGUCCCUGACAUGACAGAGUCGCCUACAUUUCAUCCUCUCUUAAAGGCUGUGAAAGCGGGCAUGCCCAUUGGCUGUUACCUUGCCCUGUCCAUGACGGCCGUGGGCCACAGCAUUGAGAAGUUUUGUGCUGAAGGUAUCACACUGCUGGGAAUUCUGGUCCAGUCAAGGCAUUUGAGGACAGUGGUUCAUGUUCUGGAUAAGAUUCUGCCUUUGUUCUACCCUUGCCAGUAUUACCUUCUAAAGAAUGAGCAGUUUCUGUCACACCUCCUCCUGUUCCUGCACUUGGACAGUGGUGUCCCUCAGGGUGUCACACAGCAGGUCACCCACAAAGUGGCACAGCACCUGACCGGAGCCAACCACGGGGAAAACGUGAAGCUUCUCAACAGCAUGAUCCAGGCACACAUAUCCGUAAGCAUUAAGCCCAACGAAGUGGGCCCCGUUGCUGUAUUGGAGUUCUGGGUUCAGGCUCUCAUUAGCCAACAUCUUUGGUACCGAGAACAAACCAUCCUCUUCCUCAUGGACCACUUGUGUAAAACAGCUUUUCAGCUGAUGCAGGAAGACUGUGUGCAGAAAUUGCUCUACCAGCAACACAAGAAUGCUCUAGGCUACCACUGUGACCGGGGCCUGCUCUCUUCCUUGGUGAGCUGGAUCGUGGCUGGCAACAUCACACCUUCCUUUGUGGAAGGCCUGGCAACAUCCACUCAGGUCUGGUUUGCAUGGACUGUACUGAAUAUGGAAUCCAUCUUUGAAGAAGACUCUCAGCUCCGAAGAAUUGUCGAAGGGGAAUUGGUUAUAAACUCUGGCUUUACUCCUGACCAAGCUCUGAAGAAAGCGCAGGCCCAGCUGAAGCUCCCCAUCGUUCCAUCCCUCCAGAGGCUGCUGAUUUACCGUUGGGCCCACCAGGCGCUAGUCACGCCUUCGGAUCACCCCCUGCUGCCCCUCAUUUGGCAGAAAUUCUUCCUCCUGUACCUGCACCGCCCAGGACCGCAGUAUGGCUUACCCAUCGAUGGCUGCAUCGGAAGGAAGUUUUUUCAAAGCCCAGCUCAUAUCAGUCUGCUGAAGGAUAUGAAGAGGCGUCUGACCGAGGUGGCCGACUUCCACCACGCCGCGAGCAAGGCCCUUCGCAUUCCAGCAGAGGGCAGUGAAAGGCCACACGAGACCCAGCCAGGCGCCCCGGCUUACCUGACGUCCCCAGAGCUGCACACAGAACUCGUGAGGCUCUUCAAUGUAUAUAUAUUAUGGCUAGAAGAUGAGACUUUUCAAACAGGAGAUGCCUAUAUCCCUUCUCUGCCAAAGCAUUAUGAUGUUCACAGACUGGCAAAAGUGAUGCAGAACCAGCAGGACCUGUGGUUGGAGUACUUGAACAUGGAGCGCAUCCAUCACGAGUUCCAGGAAACCGCUGGUCUGUGGACACAGGCCAGGCGUGAGUCCCAUUCCUCAGCCUCCAGCUCGUCAGCACAGCUGGACUUCACGGAUCCUUUGUUGGCUAAAGAGAGAGUUUUAAGCAAUUUGCAGAAAUAUGAGGCUCCCCAUCCACCGCUAGUUCUGCACCCGGUGAAGCCGCCAGUGCCUGUGAUCCCCUUAGUCACGCUGCUGAACCAGAAUGACGCCACCCAGCUCAUACGUGUGGACCUCGAUCUGCUGCAGCAGCAGGCCAGAACUGCAGCUCUUCGGGAAUCUCAGCAGGUUGCCCUGGACAGUGAGCUGUUGGACACAAUGCCCAAGCAGUAUGUUAACCGAGAAGAACAGACCACACUGCACUUGGAGUGUAGGGGCAGUGGCGGUAAGAAAUGCCAGGGAGCCGCAGUUGUGACAGUUCAGUUCGAAGGUAUGUAUAAGAACGAAGCAGUAAGCCAACAGAUCUAUGCUUUGCGAAAAGAAGUGAAGCUUUUGCAGGCUGAAGCUGCUAAGCCUCCGUCACUUCACGUUGUGGAAGCUGCUGUGCACGCGGAAAACUUGAUUACGGCCCUCGUGAACGCCUACAAGCUACAGCCUACUCCCGCCAUUCAGAAAGUUGGCAUCAGCCUCUUCUUUGCCGUUGUGGAUCAUGUCAGCGAUGAGACGCAGCGGCAUCCUCCGAGCAGACAGUUCUUUACAUCUUGCCUGGAGAUCUUGGGACAGGUGUUUAUCAGUGGCACUAAAUCAGAAUGCAAGAAAGUGCUCCUGACCAUUCUGAAGAACAGAAGACUCUGCUCGCUUUUGUCUCCUUUCUUCACUCCCAACGCUUCGCCCGAAGAGUUCAUACAGCUUUAUGAGAAAGUGGUCAGGUGCCUGAGCGAGGACAACAGCGAUCUGAUUUUCAUGCUGCUCACCAAGUUUGAUCUUAAGCAAUGGCUAAACUCCACUAAGCCUCCCCUCUCUGACCGCACCAGACUUCUGGAAUCCAUUCAUCUGGCCCUCAUUGCCUGGGGCCUUGAACCAGAUGAAGAUAUUUUGAUGCCAUUUAAUCUUUUCUGUAAGCACUGGACGUACCUUCUUCUCUACCAGUUCCCUGAUCAGUACAGUGACAUUCUCCGGCUGCUGAUGCAAAGCUCCGCCGAACAGCUGCUGAGCCCCGAGUGCUGGAACGUGACGCUGCGAGCCCUGGGCUGCUGCCCCGCGGACUGCCAGCAGGGGGCAGCCUCUGCAGAGAGCGCGGUGCUGCAGAGCUGCCCAGAUGGGCUCCUGUCAGACAAGCAGGUAAUGGAGACUAUACAGUGGCUUUCAAACUUUUUUUAUAAGCUUCGGCUGUCCAACGUGGACUUUAAGAGCUUUGGCUUGUUCUCAAAGUGGAACCCUUACAUGGCUCACGUGAAGAUGCUGCUGGGCUACCUUGUGAAAAGACUGAUUGACUCUGAAAUGGCCUGCUUGGCCCAGGACCCAUCUGCCAGCAGCAAAACAGUGCUACGAUGCCUGCAUUCAGUGAUCGUCCAGCUCUUUAAGCCAUGGAUCCUGGUCCUAGAGGACAGUGAAAGCAAACAAGGCCAUUACCCCUGGUUGGAGAGUGAUACUGUAGUGGCUUCGAGUAUAGUGCAAUUAUUCACUGACUGUAUCAACUUAUUGCAUGAGAACUUUAAAGAUAAGCUCUUGCCAGGUGAUGAUGGUGCCCUUCGACUCCACAUCAUGCACUAUUGUGAGGCGUGCACUGCACCUAGAAUGCCCGAGUUCAUUCUGUACGCCUUCCAUACCGCGUACCAGAAACUCCCGUGGAGGGACCUCCACCCCGACCAGGUGCUGAUGGAGGCCUUCUUCAAAGUGGAACGAGGCAGCCCCAAGAGCUGUUUCUUGUUUCUAGGGUUUAUACUCUGUGAAGUCAAUUGGGUUAGUGUGCUCUCUGAUGCCUGGAACCCCAGCCCGCUCCCCGAAACCAGAAGCAUGAUGGUCUGCCUCCUUUUCAUGAUGAUUCUGCUGGGAAAGGAGGAUCAACUAGUAGAACAGACAGAUUCUCCUUUACUCAGUCUCCUUGGGCAGACGAGCUCACUUUCCUGGCACCUUGUGGACAGUCUGUCAUACCAGGGUGUGAUCAAUUAUUUCAGCAGUCAUUACCCGCCAUCCAUCAUCCUGGCUAAAGUGUCUUCUGCGGAAUCCAUAGUGAAGCUCCUGAAAGUGUCUGCAGGCCUCUCCAUUCCGACUGACAGCCAGAAACAUCUUGACGCAGUUGCAAAAGGCCGCGCUUUCAUUCAUCAGAUGGUCCAGUUUCUCAAUAACCUGGAACAAAAUGGGAAAAUCUCCUUAGCAGUCCUUGACCAGCAGAUGGCUAAGCUCUUAGAUGAUAUCAUUUUCUUCAGCCCACCUGACAUGGACAGCCAGAGCCGACACAUGGCCCUCAGUAGCCUCUUUGUGGAAGUCCUAAUGAUGAUGAACAACUCUACAGUCCCCACUGCAGAGUUCCUCCGGGGCAGCAUCCGGACCUGGAUCGGUCAGAAAGUGAGCGGCCUGGGGGUGCUGCCCCUUCUAACAGCGGCCUGCCACAGCCUGGCUUCCGUCCGCCACAUGGCUGAGAUCACAGAGGCCUGCAUCAUGGCUUACUUCAAGGAAGACUCCCUCAAUAAAAAUUUAGGAUGGGGUGCCAUUCUCGUGUCUCUUCAAGUUCCUGAGCUCACCAUAGACGAAUUCCUGCAGGAGUGCAUUUCCCUGGGCAGCUAUUUGACUCUGUAUGUCUACUUGCUUCAGUGUUUAAAUAGUGAGCAAACGCUAAGGAAUGAAAUGAAAGUGCUGCUUAUCUUAAGCAAGUGGAUGGAACAAGUGUUUCCAAGCUGUGUGCAGGAUGAGGCGAAGCUGUUUCUGUGGUGGCACCAGGUCCUGCAGCUGUCCCUGAUCCAGAUGGAGCAGAAUGACUCGAUCUUGAUGGAGUCUGCCAUCCGCAUUCUGCUCAUGCUGCAAAGCCGAGCGAGCCUGCUGGCUGAGGAGAGGUUCAGCUCCGGGAUCCUGGGGGCAAUUGGGUUUGGCCGGAGGUCACCCUUAUCCAACAGGUUCCGAGUGGCUGCCCGCAGCAUGGCUGCCUUCCUCUCCGUGCAGGUUCCGGCGGAAGACCAGGUCCGACUGAAGCCCGGCUCUGAGUUACACCUGACUCUGAAAGCCCAGCAGGCUCUGAGUGCCCUUGAAUCCCUGAUAUCAAAUAAGCAGUAUGUCGAGUACCAGGACCAGAUAGCUCAAGCCACCCGGUUUAUAAAGCACGCUGGCCACUGCCUUCAUGACGGAAAGGCCUUCCUGGCUAUUCUUGUUAACUGUCUCUAUCCAGAAGUGCAUUAUUUGGACAACAUCCGAUAG